AUGGCAGCGCCUAGUGAUUCUACUGACAGCGGCAAUACCGAAGAAAAUAUUUUAUAUGAUUUAUUAAUAAAUACCGAGUGGCCACCGGAGCCCGACGUGCAGCCUCGAGGCAACCGUGACCAUGCAUCGUCCUUUGUUCUUUCCAAAGCAAUCACAGGUCCUGUGCUCUAUAUGCUGCAAUAUGUCUGGUACAGCCCUGCAAAAUUUUCUCUUCCUCCUGGACUUUUCCGUCUGCUAAACAAACAAAUUGGCUGGCACCUGGUACUGACAAGUAAUGGUAAGCUUUUGGCUGCUGUUCAGGACCAGUGUAUUGAAAUCCGGUCUGCAAAAGAUGACUUUGGUUCCGUGAUAGGAAAAUGUCAAGUUCCAAAAGACCCCAACCCACAGUGGAGAAGAGUGGCAUGGAGCCACGACUGCACGUUAGUGGCGUACGCUGAAAGCACCGGGACUGUCAGGCUUUUUGAUCUCAUGGGCAGUGAACUCUUUGUCAUCCCUCCGCAAACUACUUUUCCAGGAGAUCUAAGUUAUGCUGUUGCCGGACUUGUGUUUCUUGAGUACAAAGCAAGCACUCAGUGGUCAGCUGAACUUUUGGUCAUCAAUUACAGAGGGCAAUUGAAAAGUUACCUAGUAAGUGUCGGGGCCAAGCAAAGUUAUCAGGAGAGCCACAGUUUUAAUUUUGGGUACCAUUAUUCUCAAGGGAUUUCCUCUGUUGUUUACCACACUGGACACAGACUGCUCCUGGUUGGAGGCACGGAGACAAAUGAAGAUGGAGCGUCAAAAGCGACACAGUGUGGUAUAUCCGCCUGGAGGGUUUUGUCUGGCUCACCCCAUUAUAAACAAGUUACUAAUUAUGAAGAUGACGUGGGCACAGCGCUGAAGAGAAAAGGAUUAUGGAGGAUUAUUAACUUCCGAUUAUCUAGCAGACAUGGAACAGAACAGGAUGGCAUUUUUAAGAUGAGCCUUUCACCUGACGGCACACUUCUGGCUGCAAUUCAUUUCUCUGGUAAACUGACCAUCUGGCAAUUUCCUUCUUUAAAGCUACAAGGUGAAUGGCACCAGGAUGAGCAGCCUGGCUAUGAUGAGAUCAACCCUGAAUGGAGGAACUCUGUGGAAAAACGAAAAAAGAUGAAAGAUAAAGAGGCCUAUUAUUCACUGAUGGAUAUAAAUUGGUGGGCGGACAACACAGUGAUUUUGGCCCGGUGCUCUGGUUCAUUGACAGUAUCCUCUGUAAAAACAUUAAAGAACUUGCUGGGAAAAUCCUGUGAAUGGUUUGAACCUUCUCCACAGGUUACAGCAGCCCAUGAUGGAGGAUUUCUGAGCUUGGAGUGUGAAUUGAAACUGGCAUCAAAGAGAUCUCGUGUGGAAAACAGACCCUAUGAAGAUGAGGACGGAGAGUAUAACUCUGACAGUGAUGACGAAAUGUCAGCCAAAGCCAGAUACUUUGCUUACAUAAAACAAGGCCUGUACUUUGUGACAGAAAUGGAGCGCUUUGCCCCUCAACGCAAACGUCCACGCAUGAUUACAAAAAACUACCGACUUGUUAGUUUGAGAUCUACAACUCCUGAGGAGCUAUACCAGAGAAAGAUUGACAAUGAAGAAUAUGGUGAGGCUUUGUCAUUAGCACAAGCUUAUGGUCUUGACACAGAUCUGGUAUAUCAGAGGCAGUGGAGGAAAUCCACAGUAAAUAUUGCAACAAUCCAGGACUACCUAAGCAAAAUUAAGAAGAGGUCAUGGGUUCUACACGAAUGUUUAGAGAGAGUCCCGGAAAAUGUUGAUGCUGCUACAGAACUGCUUAUGUUUGGCCUGAAGGGCACAGACCUCGAGGCUCUUGUUGCAAUAGGAAAUGGAGAAGAUGGUGGAAGAUUCAUUUUACCUGGAGAUAUGGAUAUUGAUGAACUCCCAUAUGAGGAUUUUUUGUCCCCGGAAGAAGCAGCAGAAAAUAGGAAGGCCAGAGAAAAACAGAAACAAAUACAGCUUUUACAGAUGGUUGACUUUGCCAACUUAACACUGGAACAAAAAGAAUUGUGCCGUUGUAGACUUAAGUUAUUAACCUACUUGGAUCGUUUGUCGACAUACGAGGAAAUCCUUGGGGGACCUCACGAAGCAGUGGAAAGAUACGAUUCUGAAUUCUUCAAGAAGUUUAGGAACCAAAAUAUUGUGCUGUCAGCUAGAACAUAUGCUCGGGAAAGUAAUGUGCAAGCGCUUAAAAUCCUCUUCACUUUCCAUGGAUCAGACCUUCUACCGCAUAUCCUGCCAAUUCUUUCCAAUUUUCCAGAGACCACUUCACCACAUGAGUAUUCCAUCUUGCUGCCAGAGGCUUGCUUUGAAGAAGGGGAGCUGAAGAUUGUCCCCUGGAACGAGCAGAAGCAUCGAGACAAAGACUGGUGUGAAAGAGCGGAGUGCAAGGUAGUGGUAGAACCAAGUCAAUCAGAUGUGGCAGAAUUUUUAUACGAGGAGCAACCAGACUUGGUCAUGUACAGAGCUGAUCAUCUAUCAAUUGAUAUAGUGCAAAAAUGGUAUCGGAGCAGAGCAGAGGAGAUUGAGAACUAUGCACGUCAGGCCGACUGUGCGCUCUCCCUGGUACGCCUUGGAAAAGAGAGAAAUGUUCCUGGCCUGCAGAAGCUAACUGAUGACCUGGUCACGCUAGAGACACUUGUGUACGAGGCUGAUUGCGAUGUGUCCUUGUCUCUAAAAGACUUGCAGCAGAUCAAAGACAUUGAUAAGCUCUGCUUGUUAUUGGCAAAUUCUUCUGAUGAAGACUAUGUGAAAAAUGCAUUUCAGUGGAUGGUGCCUUUCCUUCAUCGUUGCGAGGCUCAAACACCAGGGUUUGCCAAUACACUUCUGAAAGAAUAUUUAGUUACCCUGGCAAAAGAUGACCUUAAACUUCCUUUGAAGGUUUUUCAGCAUUCCAAACCAAAUUGCCAGCAAAAACUAAUUCCUCACCAGGAUCAGUUGAUAAUAAUAGCGCUGGAAUCCAUCUACAACUGUGAGAGAGAUGACCAGCUUGCUUUGUGUUAUGACAUCCUGGAGUGCCUACCGCAGAGAGGUUAUGGCAUUGAAACCGACAUAACUAACUCUCUUCACGAAAAGGUAGAUCAGCUGGAACAAAUCCUCAGCGUGUCUGAAAUACUGGAGAAACAUGGACUUCAGAAGCCAAUCUCAUUUGUGAAGGACACCCAGUCAAAUCCUGAGGAAGCACGCAAGCUGAUGGUCAGACUCACAAGGCACACAGGACGCAAACAGCCUCCAGUUAGUGAGAGCCAUUGGAAGAGUCUUCUGCAAGAUAUGCUGGAAAUGCAGCAAAAUGUAUACAGAUGUUUGGAUGCAGACACUUGCUAUGAGAUAUUUGCAGAAAGUUUGCUGUGUUCAAGCCGUUUGGAGAAUAUACACUUGGCUGGGCAAAUGAUGCACUGCAAUGCUGUGUCCAUAGAUCUUCCUGUAAGCAUCACUUCUAAAGGAAAAGUCCAAUAUAAGGUCGGCUAUGAUACGAGUGUGCAGCUGGUGUUGGCAGCAAGCAGAGAAUACUUCAAUUCUUCUGCUACACUGACAGAUAACUGUAUGGAUUUGGCCAGGAGCUGCUUGCAGUUAAUUUCUGACUGUCCUGAGACCAUUCACAAGGAACUUGAUUUAAUACGUUCUCUUGGUUACCUUGAAGAGUUUGGAGUUAAGAUUUUGCCUUUACAAGUGCGUUUGUGCAACAAUCGCCUGGAUCUCAUCAAGGAAUGCAUUUCUCAGUGCCCGACAAGCUACAAGCAGUCAGCGAAACUCCUGUCACUUGCAAGUUUGCUGAGAGUAGCAGACGGCGAUGAGAGAGAACGAAAGGGACAGAUAUUAACUCUGUUAACUGAACAAGCUCUUCAAUUCCAAGACUACAGAGUUGCCAAUGGCCACUGUCAGGAGCUGAUUACAACAGGCUACUGUAAGGGUUGGGAAGUAUGUAGCCAGUUGGGACAGUCAGAAGGUUACGAUGAUCUCGCCACUCGUCAUGAGCUCAUGGCGUUUGCAUUAACCCAUUGUCCUCCCUCUGCUAUACAGAAUCUCUUGGCUGCCAGUAGCUCUUUGCAAACACAGAUUCUGUAUCAAGCAGUAAAUUACCAGAUACAACCAAAUGAAGGAGAAGGAGAAGAGAAUUCACAUCUCUCCGGACCACCUGGGAUGACCAGCAAAGAAUCCUGUCAGGUUGCCAAUAAGACUCUGUCUUCCCAGUCUGUUGAUUUAUUGCAUCUAACAACUGCUACAACAAUGAAAGUUCUAUCUAAUACUACUAUGACUACUAAGGCUGUGUUGCAUGCUGUUAGUGAUGGGCAGUGGUGGAAAAAGUCCUUAUCUUACCUUCGUCCCCUGCAAGCUCUGGAAUUAGGUGAUAGCUUAAAGAAUAUGGCAGUGAGUAACGCAGGAGCCGAGAAGCAAGGUUGCCAUCCAUUUUAUGAGUCUUUAAUUGUGAAUCCUUUUAUUGCUAAAAGUGAAGGGACAUAUACUUCAUACCAACACAGUCCACUGGAAAGCUUUGCUGAAGUCCUUUUGAGCACAGGGAAGCUAGCAGAAACGAAAAGUGAGGGAGAAAGCCUGUUCCCUGCAACAGAAGUUCUUUUGCAGUUGGCGAAUGACACUUUGCCUAUUGAUAUUACAUUGUCUGUAGCUUAUCUGCUUGCUUUGCCACAGAUUGUAGAUGCCAACAAGUGCUUUGAAAAGCAAUCACAUUCAGCUUUAUCUCUUCAGCUGGCAGCGUAUUACUAUAGCCUGCAGAUCUAUGCUCACUUGGCACCAUGUUUUAAGGACGAGUGCCAUCCUCUCUACAGGGCUGACCCCAAGGAGCUAAUCAAAUUGGUUACACAAUAUCUCUCUGACUAUGCCAACACUAACUGGCCCACAGAAUUAGUUCCAUUAAUUGAGCAAUUGCGAUAUUAUAAUGAUCGACUGGCAGACUUCACUCAAGCACAGAUUCUCCAGGGCCUUGCAAAAGGAGUGGAUGUUCAACGCUUUGCAACAGACAGCCAGUACAAGAGGGAAACUAUCCUUGGUCUUGCUGAGACACUUGAAGACAAUGUGUACACAAUUUCUCUUUCUUUGGCUCAACGAUACCAAGUGCCACUUUGGGAAGUUUACAUGAUACACUUGGAAUAUUUAUUCUCCGACAGUGGGUUAUCUACAGAAGAAAUAGAAGGAAGGGCACAGAAUCUUGGCCUGUUUGAUACUUUAAAAUCCAACCCUGCAUCUUUUUAUGAACACAUGACUAAGUAUGUCUAUCCUACCAUUGAAGGCAAGGAUCUCCAAAGGCUGAUGUACUAUUACACUCUCCUUGAGAACUGUGGCUGCUCUCAGUUUGUGAAACGUGUCAUCAAACCUGAUUCACAUAUAAAGCUAUUGAAGAAGCUAAAGACAGUAGCACCAGGUAUUGAUUACAAAAAACUAACAGAAGCCACAGUGAGUCCAAUGACGUCUUUGGAACUAGUCCUUACUAGUCAGAAUGUGCUGGCUAUUUCCAAGCUUGCAACAAGAAUCCCAGACUUAGAUGGAUCCAUGUUGACCUCCAGUGUGGUGCAUGCACUGUGGCUGAAGAAGCUCUUCUGGAACGGUGAUCCUCAUCUCCUUAAAAAGGCUCCUCAGAGUGGCCCAGAAUGGUUACAGGCGUACGAUAUUUGUAGAAAGUACCUUGAGAGACUGAACCCUUGUGAUUUAAUUGCAUUCGCUGAUGACAUUACAUUUUCCUCUAAUGCUGUUAAUAAGCUGACAGCGGAAGCCAGGACUGAGAUAACUAAAAAAGUCAUCACAGCCGUCAAGCAGUUUAUUGAGAAGCAAAGAAAAAAGAACUUAGGAGAUAUCACCCAGAGUUGUGACUUUACUGUCACUUACGAAGUUGCUUUAAAUCAUCUACAACAAUCCUUUGCUCAUCUGGAAACACUCAGUCAUCCUUUUAUCAGCCACUUGAAGAGUACAGCCCAGGACCGUUUACAGAAAUAUUCCUAUUUAUAUGAUUUGUCAAGAUCAGAAAAAGACAAAAUUAAGGACCUGGCAGUCACAAUGUGCCUUGAAGGAGAAUCACUUGACACAAUCCAGAAGCUGUUGGAGGCUGCUGUUGGGUUUUUAGGUAUCAAUCCAAGGGAUAUUGUGAAAUAUUCUACCGAGAAAAUAAUAGAAUCAUUAAGUGGAAAGAACCCAGACACGUAUAAUAUUAAAGAACCUUUAAAGGUCCUGGAAAGCAUUGUGAGUGAAGUACAUCAGAGCACCGAGAGAGGUGAGAACCUGGUCACCUCUGAUGAUCUUUUGGAAUGGUUAAGGCCAUUUUGCGGCGAUGACUCUUUGCCAAUUAAACCUAGAAUCGAUGUGCUGCAGAUUAUGGAGCAAGCGUUUAAUCUCGGAGAUGAAGAUGUUCAGCUGCUUGUGUUUUUCCGAACGCAGGCUGUUUUGAAAGCAUCAUGGCCAGAUAAAAAGGUGGACGUGACUGACAUUGAAAAUGAAGACAAAAGAUAUGCUCUAUUCCUGGAGGUGCUAGACAUUAGUCACAAGCAACCGGAAUUUCAGCAUUUAGCGUUACUUUUACAAGCUUGGCCUCCCAUGAAAAGUGCUACAAUUACAUGUUCAGAAAAUAACCCAUGGGUGAAACUUGUUAAAGCAAUGCUGUCCAAAUCUGAAAAGGAUAAAAAAGAAGACGUAUCAGCAGAAAUUUUGAAAAUGUCACGCUCUUUGUACAAUUCUAGGCAUAAACUCUCCAAGGAGUGCAUAAAAGAGAUAUGUACGCUGAUGCUAAACCACUCAAUGCUGCUGUCGUCGCUGAAGCUGCUUUUAGAAUACCAAGAUAAAGAUCUUCAUUCAAAAGCAUUGGAGCUUUUAACAGCAGUUACUAAGGUUAAUAAUUCAAACUGCGACUCUGAAAUCCUUUCUUUGUUACUGGAUGCCAAGUUAGUGGUGGAUUGCAUUGGCACUGUCUACUAUUCUCAUCUGAUUAAUCACCUGUUAUCCAAGCAAGAAGACGGUCUGUGGAAUGUGGAAGAAAUUGCUAAGCAAUUGCACGAUUCUGGAUUUAAGGCAGAAGCAGGAUCACUCCUGAUGUCUUACAGGGGAACACAUCCUGCUCUGAAAACAUUUAGCUCAGCUUUUGCUAGUCUUAAACGUUGGUUGUAGGGUGGAUUUAACGUACAAGUGCAUAGAAAACUAAUAUUUUCUAGGAUGCAGUUAAAAAAUAUUCUAAACGGACAUGAAACCCAACAUUUUUCUUUCAUGAUUCAGAUAGAGCAUAUCAUUUUAAACAUCUUUCCAAUUUACUUCUAUUAUCUAAUUUGCUUAGUUCUCUUGAUAUCCUUUGUGGAAAAGCAUGCAUAGGUAGGCUCAGGAGCUGGUAGUUAGCUGCUGAUUGGUGGAUGCACAUAUAUGCCUCCUUUCAUUGGCUUAUCGAUGUGUUCAGCUAACUCCCAGUAGUACAUUGCUUUCUUCUUCAAUAAAGGAUACCAAGAGAAUGAAGCAAAAUUGAUAAUAAAAGUUGUUUAAAAUUGUAUGUUCUAUCUGAACCACAAAAGAAAAAAAUGGGGUUCUACAUUUUUUGAGGACAGAUGCCAUUUCCUUAAAGCGUACUUAAAACAUGUUAACAUAUGGGAAUAAAAUAAAACAUUAUAGUACAUGUAAUAUGUAACAAAAAGUAAUCUGUGAAAUACAUUAAACAGGAGCUUUGAAUUAUUGGUUUAAAUAAAUACCAGCAAAACUGCAGUUUUCAAGACCACCAAGUUUUCACUAUAAUUCUAUCAUAUAUAAAGGGAUAUGAAACCCAUUUUUUUCAUUCAUGAUUCAGAUAGAGCAUACAAUUUUAAGUAACUUUCUAAUUUACUCCUAUUAUCAAUUUUUCUUCAUUCUCUUGUAUCAUUAUUUGAAAAAGCAGAAAUAUUAGCUUAGGAGCCGGCCCAUUUUUGGUUCAGAACCUGGGUAGCUCUUGCUUAUUGGUGGCUACAUUUAGCCACCAAUCAGCAGGUGCUGAGCCAAAAAUAUGCCGGCUUUAAAUUCCUGCUUUUCAAAUAAUGAUACAAGAGAAUGAAAACAAAUUGAUAAAGGAGUAAAUUAGAAGUUGUUUAAAAUUGCAUGCUCUAUCCGAAUCAUGAAAGAAAAAAAAUGGGUUUCAUGUCCCUUUAUGAAGAAAAGAGAAGACGUAUGCACUUAUGGUCUUUCAUUUAUUUCUCCUAAGUGAUAUAAAUUUGUACUAAACACAAUUUGUGAAAUUUACUCAGGUGGGGCUGUGAGUUGCUGGUGUUAUAAAAUGUACAGUAUGUUUCUAUGUUAUCAUUACAAAUAUAUUGUAAUUUUAAAAAAUCACUUGACAGUCAGGCAACUGAGUUUACAUAAGAGCUACAACUGUUUAUGACAUUAGUUUAUCACAAAUUAUUUAUGUGCAUUGUUUACCUGCCUUAAAAUGAAGACUCAGAUGCGUGCAUUUGCUCUCAUGGUAAAAUUGUAUGGUAAAUAUGAAAAGUUGGUGUAUUAAAAAUAUAAUAUGAAUUGUAACAAGAAAAUUCUGUUCUGUUCAAAUUGUAUUAAUUAAAAAAAUAACAGUUUAAAAAGAGAUUUUUUUUUUCUAUCAUUAUGACAUUUUGUGACAAAACAGAAAUUUGGGAACCCAGGUUUUCUUUCUAAGGUUACAGCUUGUAACUGUGUCAUUUUAGUUAUCUACUAAACAUCUUGUUCAAUUUUACAUUAAAGAAAAACUGAGAAGCCAUAUGGAUAUUUUUAUGUUGAACCAAUAAAUUGUAAUGACUUGAUGAA
Molecule: messenger RNA, 8745 nt
Organism: Bombina bombina (fire-bellied toad)
Lineage: Eukaryota; Metazoa; Chordata; Amphibia; Anura; Bombinatoridae
Gene: NBAS
Product: NBAS subunit of NRZ tethering complex
Exons: 52
Coding region: 1-7122 (2373 amino acids)
Biological process (GO): retrograde vesicle-mediated transport, Golgi to endoplasmic reticulum
Cellular component (GO): endoplasmic reticulum membrane; Dsl1/NZR complex
Molecular function (GO): SNARE binding
Source: RefSeq, a predicted model, not a curated record